CGGCAGGCUGCGCUGGUCCAUAAAUCGAACGCACCCGCCCUUCGCCUUCAUAGGGGGAGCUCGUCAAGUUUGUGUGAAGUUGUGAAAAGUUGUCAACUCGAAAAAAGACCAGAGAAACUCCUCCCGUCUUCAAAUUAUGAGCAAUCAGCAGCAGCAGGGUGAAAUGGCCGCUGUGGAGAGCGGUGGAGGCUUCAGUCAAAAGCGAAACACAAAUUCACAAGACUCACAGCAGCCAUCUCCUCUCGCCUUGUUGGCAGCCACAUGCAGUCGAAUUGACACCCCAGGAGAGAACGAUUCACCUGCAGACCAACAAAACCAGCAGCAACAGCUGGACCUAAACCAGGGUGUUUACACCUCCAGUGCCAACGGCUGGCAGGUUAUCCCUCUCAGCGUUCAAACAUCCUCAGGCACUAACACCAUCACCACCGACUCCUCAGGGGUGAUGACAGAAGGAGACACAGGCAAGAGCAGACAGGUGCUGUCACCAUCAGUAGCUAUUGCAAGCACUCAGGGACAGCAGCAGCAGCCACAGCAAUAUGUAGUAGCUCAGGCUCCAUCAGUGCAGGGUCAGCAGCUCCUUACCACCAUAUCAGGUAUGAUGCCCAACAUUCAGUAUCAGGUUAUUCCCCAAUUUCAGACAGUAGAUGGCCAGCCACUGCAGUUGGCACAGCAGGAUUCUGCGGCAGGACCAGGGCAGCAGUUUCAGAUAGUGUCCUCUCCCAAUGGCCAGCAGAUCAUAGCUGCAACCAACAGAGCUGGUGCAGCAGGAAACAUCAUAACGAUGCCCAGUCUCCUUCAGGGAGCUAUCCCCAUUCAAAAUAUAAGCUUAGGCAAUGGCAUGUUUCAAAACCAGCCCCAGUUCCUGGCAAAUAUGCCUGUGUCACUCAAUGGAAACAUCACUUUCUUGCCCCUCAGUACUGGAACAAGCAGUACAGGGGGAGAUGGGAAUGGUGGAGGGGAUACAGGGGGAAACCAACUUGUACAGCAAUCGCAAUCGCAACAUCCAGUGUCCAGCGGGACAGGUUACAUGACAAGUGCAUCCACCGUCACCACGCAGACUUCUACUUCUUAUGGAAUGGCCCAAACGCAGAACAGCAAUGGAGUGACAUUCCAGCAUAACACAGCAUCUUCUCUAGGUGUCCCGAUACAGCCAGACAACCGAGAUGGGCAGCAGCCACAGCAGAUCCUUAUCCAGCCUCAGCAGGUCAUCCAAGGUGGAACGCCCCUCCAGACCAUCCAGGCCGGUACUGUCACGACCGCUGGCGGUCAGGUAUUUGCGGCUCCAACACUCAGCCAGGAAGGACUUCAAAAUCUUCAAAUUAUGCCAAACACAGGCCCCAUCCUCCUGCGCACUGUAGGCCCCAAUGGCCAGGUGAGCUGGCAGACCAUUCAGAUUCAGAGUCCGACAGGACAGCAGAUCACGCUGGCCCCAAUGCAGUCCCUCCCCCAACUUGGCCAGGCUCAGGGAGCUGCUGCAGCUGGAGGAGUAUCUGUCAACACAGUGCAGAUCCCAGGCAUCCAGACCAUAAAUCUCAACACACUUGGAGGCUCUGGGCUGCAGAUGCACCAACUGCAGACUGUUCCCAUCACCAUCACCAGUGCAGGAGAGCAGGCUUUACACACAGGUGGAGAAAGUUUGGAUGAUAGCACAGCUAUGGAUGAUGAGGAUAUAAGCCCACCACCUCAAGGACGACGUAACCGCAGGGAAGCCUGUACCUGCCCCUUUUGCAAGGAUGGAGAAGGACGUGACCCAACUAAAAAGAAGCAGCAUAUUUGUCACAUCUCUGGCUGUGGGAAGAUCUACGGCAAGACAUCCCACCUGAGAGCCCAUCUCCGUUGGCACACAGGAGAACGACCCUUCGUCUGUAGCUGGUCUUUCUGUGGCAAACGAUUCACCCGUUCAGAUGAGCUUCAGCGUCAUAAGAGGACGCACACAGGUGAGAAAAGGUUUAUUUGCCCAGAGUGUCCCAAACGCUUCAUGCGCAGCGAUCACCUCUCCAAGCACAUCAAAACCCACUUGAACAAGAAACCAGUGGCCAGCAGCUCCACAGGCUCGACUGAUGCUGCUUCCCCUGCGGCAGGAACAAAAGUCGAAACAGGAGCAGUAACAGCCAAUGACCAGCACACCAUUGUCACCAUGGAAACCUUAUCUGCAGAGAGCAUAGCUCGAUUAGCUAGCAGUGGGAUCAACAUGAUGCAGGUGGACCUUAACCAAAUUAACGGCAACAGCUACUAAGGACGGCGAAGAAGUGGGAAGACGGCCUUGGCGGAUGUUGCAUUUGGACAUUUGGGGUUAAAAAGGGCACGUCUGACUGGAGAUGCAGAACCUCUCAAAGGCUCCAGACAGGAGAGGUGGUCACAGAUGUAACACAACAGACACUAUUGAAUUUGAGAACUGAGGCAGGAAUAUGAAUUUCCACCUUGUAUUUAGAUAACCUGUGGCAUUUAAGGGUCAGAGUUUGGAUUAAAAUCUUAGAAUAGAUAAAUCAUCAUGAAAUCUUGGUUCCCCUGAAUAGAAAUGGCACCACACUGACAUUUGUUCCACAUGGUGACCCAGUCUUGACAUUGGGAUUGCAAUAAAACACACAGACAAGCACACUUGAUGUUUAAUUGGUGGUGAGUAAUAUUCUCUCUACAAGCUUAUUUAGUAAAGAGAUGGCACUACUAAGUCAGACUCUCACCCUUGUUUCCAAGGCUGUGAGCUUCAUUACUUGUCCCUCUUCAUUUCAGGUGUCUCCUGCCCUUUUAAACAAGGCUGCUUUAUCAGGCAUGGCCCUCAGGCUAACUGGCCCACAUUGGCCCGUAAUGCUAAAUUCACCCCGAAAACUAAACUUGCAACGAUCGUGAGCAGCAAAUAUUUGGUUCUCACAAUUUUUGGGUUGCAGUUUUGGGAGAACCAUAUGUGUUCACACACUAACAAUCCCAGUAUUGUAGAAAUAAUAUUUAAAGCGUUUUAGGGUCAAGUGUUUAGAGGAGGGCUGGAAUACAUGAGGUCUCGCCCAGGUCACAGCCAGAAGCACUAAUCAGUGUGAGGAUGUAGGUGUGUCAGGGCACUGAAAUCCUGAGAAUAACUCUUUAACCUCCUUAUGUAGGUACACACAUUCAAGCCAUCAUGCUUUGAUAUGUUUAUCAUAGCAAAAACAUUUGAUUUUUUCUUUGUAUAUAUAUAUAUAUUUUUGGUAAUGUAAAAGCUACAGAAAUUCUUAGCUUAGGCAGGAUCAUCUUACAUGAUUGCAAGAAAUUGCCUUCCAGUUGUAUGAACCUCUCAUGCACAAUCAAUCUUAAUCUUAUGUUACUUUUUAUAUAUAUAUAUAUAUAUAUGUGUAGAUUAAAUGUGUAAACUUAAGAGCCUUUCUGUCAUAGAAUAAUGUAUUCUAUACAGUUCAGAUCUUCCCAGUACAUUUUUUUCUGUGGUAUAUUUUUCAUCUGAGACUGUCUUGCAGUCUCAUUCUUUCUGUGGAAAAGCAUUUGUUUAGUCCUAUCUGGUCAGAGUGAAAGUAUUUUGUAAUAAUGUCCAGACAGCAUAAAUAUGCUCAAAGCUCAAACCAAAGGUUCAUACUCAUUUUAUAAGCAAAACUAGGAAAUCUUUCUUUGGUCCAUGAACUUUCUAAUAAUUUUUACUCUUGUAAUGUAUAUGUUUAAGUUCUAACUGGAAAAUAUCCAGCUUAAGGCAAACCUUGGACACACAUCCCUUUGUUGUCCAAAUAAAGGAGUUGCAGAAUAUAUUAAGGGUCAAAGUUUUUCUGAAAAGCUGCUUCUCACAUCUGUUGAAAUUUGAGAUAAUUGUAAUUUGUAUUGUCAGAAAAUUUGUUUAAAGCUCUCCUUUGUAACUCUAUAGGCUAAAGUUCAUCGGACAACAAGUGCUCUUAUUUUUGACCCGUUUUAAAUAAGGGAUUUUAUAUUGUGUAUACAACUACUGCAAAUGCCAACAGCUGGAUUAAAAUUAUAAAUAUA
Siniperca chuatsi (mandarin fish) is the source of this 3954-nucleotide messenger RNA. It is a transcript of the gene sp1, whose product is annotated as sp1 transcription factor. Gene Ontology annotation, biological process: regulation of transcription by RNA polymerase II. Lineage: Eukaryota; Metazoa; Chordata; Actinopteri; Centrarchiformes; Sinipercidae. Bases 137 to 2236 code for a protein of 699 amino acids. The transcript is spliced from 6 exons. The record is from RefSeq and is a predicted model, not a curated record. Gene Ontology annotation, molecular function: DNA-binding transcription factor activity, RNA polymerase II-specific; RNA polymerase II cis-regulatory region sequence-specific DNA binding.